AUGGGGUCUCAUUUGAAUUCUGUACGUAGCUUGCUAUGCAUGUUUGAUGCUACUUGUGAAGUUCUUGAAAAAAGCACUGAAGAAGGUAAUUUCUCCACUCGUGGUGAUGCUAAUGCUGCUUAUGAUGCUAUCACAUCCUUUGAAUUUGUCUUUGUUUUGCAUUUGAUGAGAAAUAUUUUGGAAGUUAGUCAUGAUCUUUGUCAAGCUUUGCAACGAAAAAAUCAAGACAUAUUGAAUGCUUUAACUCUGGUUUCUACUACCAAGACUUUAAUCCAACGAAUGAGAGAAUCAAGUUGGGAGGCUUUCAUAAAAGAAGUUAUAUUGUUUUGUGAGAAACAUGAAGUUGAGUUGCAAGAGCGUAAUGGAAGAUUCAAUGAUAAUAUGGUGGAAUUGCUUACUUUAAGUUCAACUUUAGAUCCCAGAGAUAAUUAUAAGUUCUUUAGUGUCAACAAAGUAUAUGAAUUAGUAGAACGAUUUUAUCUAGAUGACUUCAGUGACCAAGAGAAAUUUCACAUUAGAAUGCAAGCUCAACAUUAUGAACUUGAUGUUCCUAAUCAUGUUGAGUUAACUAACUUGUGCACAAUUUCGGAGUUAUGUCAAAGAUUAACGAAGACAGGAAAGUCUUUAACAUAUCCUUUGAUUGAUCGUUUGAUUCGCUUGGUAUUAACUCUCCCUGUUUCAACUGCUACAACUGAGAGAUCUUUUUUAGCUAUGAAUAUUGUGAAGAAUAGACUCAGAAAUAAAAUGGAAGAUGAAUUUCUUGCUAAUUGUCUUUUGAUUUACAUUGAGAAGAAGAUUGUUGAAAGAUUUGACACCGAUUCUAUUAUCGAUGAAUUUUAUGAUAUGAAGAAUCGACGUGUACCACUUCGUUAG
Molecule: messenger RNA, 873 nt
Organism: Arachis duranensis
Lineage: Eukaryota; Viridiplantae; Streptophyta; Magnoliopsida; Fabales; Fabaceae
Exons: 2
Coding region: 1-873 (290 amino acids)
Molecular function (GO): protein dimerization activity
Source: RefSeq, a predicted model, not a curated record